Messenger RNA from Ostertagia ostertagi, 729 nucleotides. Lineage: Eukaryota; Metazoa; Nematoda; Chromadorea; Rhabditida; Trichostrongylidae. The record is from the annotation of a GenBank genome assembly.
AUGGCAACAGAAGAGCUCGUCUUCGAAGGGUGCAAUUUCUUCCGUCAAAGACUUGCAUAUUCUGUGUUGAGCGGACGACCCGUUACUAUAAGAAAUAUCAGGAGUGAUGAUGAUGCUCCUGGAAUCAAAGAUUUCGAAGCGAAACUCAUCGCUCUGCUGGAGAAAAUCACCAACGGCACAAAAGUCGAAAUUAGUAGAACAGGUACUGAAGUGCGCUUCCGUCCGGGUAUCAUUACGGGAGGAGUAUUUACAAUGGAUUGUGGGUCUGAACGUUGCCUAUCCUAUUUCUUAGAACCUAUCAUAAUCAUAUCUCCAUUUUGUAAACAUGCAAUGACGGUAAAGCUAAAAGGAGUCACAAACGCUCCAGGAGAAUUAUCCGUGGAUGCAAUCAGGGCGACUUGGCUUCCUGUUUACAAUAAAUUCGUGCUCAACGAUGAGAAAUUGGAGUUAAAGAUAAGUGCUCGCGGUCUGAAGCCUGGUGGUGGUGGAUGUAUCACUUUUUCAGCACCCAUCGUCAAAACUUUGCGACCGGUGCAGAGAGAAAAGCAAGGCAAAAUAUGCAAAAUUCGUGGGCAGGCAUAUGUCACAAAAGUAACUCCUUCACUAGCUUAUCGAAUGAUCGAUUCUGCGAAGAAAAUGCUGCAUGGUUAUAUUGCAGAUGUAUACAUAACUGUUGAUCAGAGGAAAGGAGACGCCGGCGGAAAGUCAGUUUCUCAUUCGCGUUUAUUA